Molecule: messenger RNA, 555 nt
Organism: Hibiscus syriacus
Lineage: Eukaryota; Viridiplantae; Streptophyta; Magnoliopsida; Malvales; Malvaceae
Product: probable transcriptional regulator RABBIT EARS
Exons: 1
Coding region: 31-555 (174 amino acids)
Source: RefSeq, a predicted model, not a curated record
AUCUCUUUGAUUAGAUCUUUUACACUUCCCAUGGAAUCCAACCAGCUCGAAGACUCGAAGAGCUCGAGCGAAGACACCGACGAUAUCCGCACCGGCCGGUCCUACGAGUGCGUGUUUUGCAGGAGAGGGUUCACCACGGCACAAGCUUUAGGAGGGCACAUGAACAUCCACAGGAAGGAGAGAGCCAAGAGCAGCAGGCCUAGUUCUCUUCCUAGAUUUGCAGACAAAGUUUCUGUUUAUGAUGAUGACAACUACAACGUAACCCUAAACCCUAAACCCUGUCCGCCUAUCCAAAGCUAUCGCCCGCAUUACUCCGUGGAUCUUCAUGAGGUAUUACCUGUAAGUUAUCAAACCUUUUUCCCAGAUUCGGGUUGGGGAUGUAGACCCCAAAACAGUGAUGAGUUGUUUGUAGACAAUUCACAGCAUGUGAAUCAUUGGCCUAGGAGUACUCUUAGCUUGGGAAUUGGUCCAUUUGAUCAUGAAAACAACAACACAUAUGGGAGUAGUCAAGAAUAUGAACUAGACUUGGAGCUGCGAUUAGGUCAUGAUCCAUAG